AUCACUCCCGCAGAGUUCACCAUCAGUCCUUCCUCGGCUGACGAAGCGUACAGCAACGACGCACAGACCAAACACUCAACCGACUCGGUGGUGUCUGAAGAAGACGUUGAAGAACAAGGAAAGGCAAAGAACGUCUGGUUACAGCUCGUCUAUAUUGAACCGCAUGACCUAUCGCCUACUGAUGG
Sphaeroforma arctica JP610 is the source of this 185-nucleotide messenger RNA. RefSeq lists its product as hypothetical. The annotation marks the transcript as partial. NCBI's taxonomy places the organism in Eukaryota, Ichthyosporea, Ichthyophonida. The record is from RefSeq and is a predicted model, not a curated record. The transcript has a single exon.